AUGUCUCCUCCGCGCCUCGAAUGGCUAUUUGUUCUCCUACCAAUCCUAGCUGCUCUCAUUCUCUUCUUCUGUCUACGCGUCCGCAAUGCUCGUCAAAGGGCCAACAAACAAGCAGAUGAAGAAGCCAUUCGAGCCCCAACCAUCUCAGCCCUACCACUCCCACCACAAAACUCUGGAAUGAUAACCGCUCAACACCUCUCUCUCCCACCCAUAUUGAUGGACAGGCACAAUAGGCGACAGCCUCUCUUGCGCUUCUCUUCCCCUCCCCAAACUUCCAGAUUGAGCACAAACUCCCUAAUGUCAGCCUCUUCUUUUUGGCGCCGCCUACAGCCAAGCGAUAUUGACGUUAGUGCUCCCGGAAGACGUCGAAGAAGAAGAAGACCUCGCCCACCACGCACUCCACCACCAGUCUAUCCAGGCUCUCCACCACCACACUAUGAAGACGUUAUUGGACCAGAAGAUGAACCUUUGGCUCAGGUUCAGACUCGAAUGGGAACCACCUCUCAGCAACGAGAAGAACUCGAACAUCAGGCUGAAGACGAACCACUUGUACAGUUGCAGCAUCGCCUAAUCGCUGACCCAGACUAA
Messenger RNA from Phycomyces blakesleeanus NRRL 1555(-), 588 nucleotides. RefSeq lists its product as hypothetical. The coding region runs from base 1 to 588 and encodes 195 amino acids. The transcript has a single exon. Lineage: Eukaryota; Fungi; Mucoromycota; Mucoromycetes; Mucorales; Phycomycetaceae. The record is from RefSeq and is a predicted model, not a curated record.